UCUCUAUAAAAGGAACCCAAUAUAAGCUGUAAUUAUCUCAGGAUGAGGGUCAGUGUGGUUCUGCUUUGGUUCUGCUUGUCUUGUGUUCAUCUCCAGAGAGGUGAUGACCAGCUUGCGGUGGAGGAUGUGGAAAGAUCAGGGCUGAAUGCAAACCAAACCAGCGUCCAGCCCGAUGUGUGGACCGAGCUGAGGGAUCUGAGGGACAUGGUGGUGGAGCAGAGGGUGCAGCUACAGCUCAGUCAACGCCAGAUUGAGGAGCUGAAGAAAGAAACCACAGGCCUAAACAACAGGCUGAUGGUCAGCGAGAGCCAAGUGGAGAAACUAAAGCAGGACAAUGAAGACACAAACAAGAGACUGCUGGCCUGUGAGAACCAAGUGGAGGAGGUGAAGGUAGAAAAUUCAGCCAUGAACAGCAGACUGCUGGCUAGCGAGAACCAUGUGGAGGACCUGAAGAGAGUGACUUCAGCUUUGGAGGGGAGAGUGGUCUCUACUGAACUGGGCGUGGAAGGACUGAGAGAGGAGAAUGCAAACAGACCAAAGGUGGCGUUCUCAUUUGCUUCAGGCUUAAAUGGCUACCUUGGGCCAUUUAAUGUGGUCACCAUACUGGUUUUCCGCAAAGAAAUCACAAACAUUGGAAACGCAUACAGUCCAAUCACAGGUGUUUUCACUGCUCCACUCAGAGGAGUCUAUUACUUCAGGUUCAGUCUAUUUAAUCUCAACAACUCAAACAUGAUGAGCGCAAUUUUGUUUAAAAAUGAGGAGUUUAUCUUAUUUGUGUCUGAACGGCCAGAAGGAUCAUAUGAGUACGUCUCCAAUGCUGUGUCUCUGCUGCUGGAGAAAGGAGAUCUUGUGUACAUAAAGCUCGCAAGUGACCGUCAGGUUUAUGAUGACAGCAACAACCACUGCAUUUUCAGUGGCUUUUUGCUCUUUCCCGUUUAAACAGUCUGAUUAAUGACUUUUGCCAUUACCACAUUAAAUUAAAGCCAUAUCAAGACCACAGAAAGCCACAGUAGAUCGCAUGUGACCUGAAUUUUACACAGAAGAAGGCAGUUAAUCUUUUAGUUAAACAGACAGAUGCUAAUGCUAAGUUGCCUCAGCUAAAAUUACUAGCCUAGCCUUUUUCAGCUCAAAAACAGCUAGUUUGUGCGGAGGUAGUAAACGGAUGCCAAGUGACACUAAACACUUAAUUUCAUUCAAUUUAUUUGUGCCUUUGUUUUCUAGUGCCAUGUGCUUUUGUUGUGGUGUUAGGUCCUCCCCUGUCCUCCCCUGACUUCAGCCUUCACCUGUUCCUCAUUUCCUAGCCCCAUCUUUUCAUGAGUCUCGGGUGUUCCUUGCCUUCCAUGUUAGUAUAUAUACCCCUUUGUUUGCUUUGUUCCCUGGUCAGCAUUGUUUGUUAUUUGAUGUUGCAUGUUCCUGGUUUAGGUUUGUGAUCUUUGUGUUCUUGUUUCGCUGCUUGUGUUUGCUUUGCGUGAGUCCAGACUUUGUGUUUCAUAAUUUAUCUAGUCAGUUCAGGAUUGUAAUGAAGACUCUCCAGAUGGGUUUGAAUCCAUUUACUCAAAACACAGUAUCAAAAGUCACAAAAACCAGAAUCAGAGUCCAGGCAAUCCAUAAAAAAAAUCCAACAGAUGUGAACAAACAAGGCUUGGUACGCAGAUGACCUGGCAAUACUUCACAGAGAUCCAGUGUGAGUGAAGGUCCUUAUAAAGGGAGGUUAAUGAGCUGCAGGUGAAAGAGGUCAAGGUGUCACUAGGAAGCAAGUCAGUACUCAGGUGAGGCUGACCUCUGGUGACGCGUUGGGAAAUGGUUCAGUGUUUUGAAGCAUUUGACACCUGGCUCCGUGCUGCCAUCUACUGUCCAGUUCAAUUUCCUACAAUGACUGUUUCCUAUUAAUUGUCAUAUUUCCAUUGAAGCUCAUUCACACAAAAAAAAACUUGAUUACAGCACGUAUAUGUUAAUUUGAUCAUUUGGACAUUCAAUAAAUAUACCACUGACA
This is a messenger RNA of Colossoma macropomum (tambaqui), 1993 nucleotides long. RefSeq lists its product as uncharacterized. The transcript has 7 exons. Gene Ontology annotation, molecular function: protein binding. The coding region runs from base 43 to 939 and encodes 298 amino acids. The record is from RefSeq and is a predicted model, not a curated record. Lineage: Eukaryota; Metazoa; Chordata; Actinopteri; Characiformes; Serrasalmidae.